Cydia strobilella is the source of this 607-nucleotide messenger RNA. RefSeq names its product protein crumbs-like. The transcript has 3 exons. Lineage: Eukaryota; Metazoa; Arthropoda; Insecta; Lepidoptera; Tortricidae. The record is from RefSeq and is a predicted model, not a curated record. Bases 287 to 592 code for a protein of 101 amino acids.
GUGAUUAUUUGUUACAGGAUUCAGCCUCCUGUUAUGGAUAGGAGCCCAGGCCGCGACCCCGCUCGGCCCCUCCGAGAGGCCCGAGGCCUAUUUCAACGGCAGCUCCUACAUACGGCUCUCGAGGCCUAUAUCGCUGAAGCAACUCGUCGGCCUAAACUUUCGGACAUGUGUUGGAGGCGAGCUGUUCUCGCAACGUUUCGCCGGCUACACUCUCCACGUGACCGCCCUCCUGAAGCAGGUGGUGGUGUCCUGGGUCCGGCCCGGUCAACAGCAGCGCGAGCAGGCCAUGAACAGGAGCACCCUGGACAACAAGUGGCACUGGGUGGCUCUCAACUACCAGGCCAACCCGCCGUCACUGCAUCUCGAGGUUGACAGGGAGUCCAAGGUCAUAUCCAACCGCACGCUAAACCCGUCGCUGCUGUCCCCCGGCAACCUGCAGGCGGACGGCGCCGAGGUGCUGGUCGGCAACGUGUUCGUUGGCUGCAUACACGAGGGCCCGCAGCUCGAGUUCCACGCCAGCGCCCAGCUGAGGAACGUGGAGUUUGGGGAGUGCCCACUCACGAACAACUGUGAGUAUAGACACCUAACAUGAUAUCCGACAUGUUGG